GCUGUGCGACUUCGCGGCGCGGGAGCGCGCCGGCCUGGUCAAGCACUACGUGGAGCGGCACGAGGGCGAGGCGGCCGGCCAGCCCCCCCUGCGCUGCCCCUUUUGUGACUUCGCGUGCCGCCACCAGCUGGUGCUGGACCACCACGUGAAAGGGCACGGCGGCACCCGGCUCUACAAGUGCGCCGACUGCGCCUACAGCACCAAGAACCGGCAGAAGAUCACCUGGCACAGCCGCGUCCACACGGGGGAGAAGCCCUACCGCUGUCACCUCUGUCCCUAUGCCUGUGCCGACCCCUCCCGCCUCAAGUACCACAUGCGGAUCCACAAGGAAGAACGGAAGUAUCUGUGCCCCGACUGUGGCUACAAGUGCAAGUGGGUCAACCAGCUCAAGUACCACAUGACCAAGCACACAGGGCUGAAGCCAUACCAGUGUCCCGAGUGUGAGUACUGCACCAACCGGGCCGAUGCGCUGCGCGUGCACCAGGAGACACGGCACCGGGAGGCGCGGGCCUUCAUGUGUGAGCAGUGCGGCAAGGCCUUCAAGACACGCUUCCUGCUGCGCACCCACCUCCGCAAGCACAGCGAGGCCAAACCCUACGUGUGCAACGUGUGCCGCCGUGCCUUCCGCUGGGCCGCCGGCCUGCGCCACCACGCCCUCACGCACACCGACCGCCACCCCUUCUUCUGCCGCCUCUGCAGCUACAAGGCCAAGCAGAAGUUCCAGGUGGUGAAGCACGUGCGCCGGCACCACCCCGACCAGGCCGACCCAAACCAAGGCGUGGGCAAAGACCCCGCCACCCCCACGGUGCACCUGCACGACGUGCAGCUGGAGGAGCCCAGCCCCCCUGCUCCUGCCGCCCCCCCACCCGCGCCCGAGGGCUGAGAGCCCACGCGGCCUCCUGGCGGGCGUGGGCCGAGCCGUGCCGGCUGGAAGCAGAGUUCGCCUGCGGCUCGGGGCCUGAGGAAGGGCUGGCUUCGAGGAGCCCGGGCGGCCGGAGGCCUCCGGGGACGCAGGCUGUAGCACUGUGACGCUGAUGGCCACAUACCCGAGUGACAUGGACCACAGAUUGAUUUCCGGUUGGGGCACACUGUGUUUCUAACCCGUGAGUGCCCGACUCCUUCAUCGCCCCCCCCAGAGUCCCUGGCUCUGCGACCUUGGUGUGACGCAUUCUCUCUUCCCCUGCCUCCUUGCUCUGCCAAGUCCGCACAGUGUAUCUAACUGCAUGUGCUGUCGCGCCGGCUGCUCUCUAAAGCAUGUUAAACAGAACGGUUCCUAGCUUACCGACGCGUCCACGUCCCUGACUCAACACGGCCAGGCUGUCCUGUCCAUCUGCCCGGCUCCCUCUCAGACCUCUGCCUCUCCUCUGUCUCUUUUCAUCUUCGCCGAGGGAUUCCGAAACGUUCCCGGGUCUGCCUUCUCUCUCUGUCCUUGAGCCUGUCUUGGCCCUUGCCCUGCUCCUUAUUUCUGAGCCCCUUGGUCUGCCUGUAGACCCAGGAAGCCUCCCGCCCCGGAAGCAGCUUUAAUUCAGCCUCUAUCCUCAGCCUGGCUUGGCAGCUGCACGGGAGUUAAAGCACGAGACAGUGUGAAAGGCACGGGACUUGGGGGAGGCGGGGGGCCCAGGGAGAACCUCUAAUCCAGAAUUCUGUGAGUACCUCACGGUGACCAUAUGCUUAAUCAUUGAAACUGGGACACGCUGGGAAAAUGAA
Molecule: messenger RNA, 1707 nt
Organism: Leptonychotes weddellii (Weddell seal)
Lineage: Eukaryota; Metazoa; Chordata; Mammalia; Carnivora; Phocidae
Source: RefSeq, a predicted model, not a curated record